UUGUAAUAAUUAAUAAAUAAUAAUAUAAGGAGAAUUAUGUAAUUAGCAGUUGAGUUGAGAAUGGCAUUAUCGAUAUUUCCCCAAACUAGAGAACUUAAUAUGUAACAAAAAUGUGAUAUAAAGAGAAAGACCCACCACGCUGCUCCUUCAUAUUUAUUUCUCUCCCCUUCUCUCUCUCUCUCACUAUAAAUAUAUCUUCUUUUUCUUUCUCCAUUUCGUCCAUUUCUCUUUCUGUUUUUGUUCUCCGCCAAUCUCAGGCGGCUCCGCCUUUCCCUCACUGACGAGAUCCGCCGCAUCAGUCAUCGCGAUCCGAUUAAUUUCACCACUUGACUUAGACCUAAUCUCACCCCACCAUUCAAAUACAUUCUUAUCUUUCAAUUAAAAUACUAAUUCUUUUUUUUUGUUCAUUUUCGAAAGGUCUAUCUUUAAUGUUACGAUUUUGCCCCUGUUCGUUGUGGGACUAGUCUAGACAGAGGCAGGCGAUAUUUUGUUACUGUGCAUGAAUUCUCUGAUUUAACCCUCUUGAGUGAAAAUGAGAAAAGUGAUUUGACGCUUUUACCCUCCUCGAGUGCCACAACGACAACACACCAAAUUCGUUUAUUCGUUUCUGACGUGGCAUGGCAUGAUUUGAGGGCCACAGGAUGAAUUAUAACUCUCGUUGGAUGUUGACACCUGGACCCUCAAGAAAGAGAAAAGACAGAGAAGCUUUCUAUUCGUGUAAACCGUCGUCAACUCAUUCGGCUUCGGCUCAGGCUCAAGCUCAAGCUCAAGCCGCAGGUAAGAGGCAGCAUCCAGUUUCAAAGCCGGAGGAGCCAGCCUCAUCGAACGGGCUCUUAGCCGGGUACAUGGCUUACGAGUUUCUGAGUAAGGGGACGUUGUUCGGGCAGAAGUUCGAUCCGGGUCGAGCACAGGCGGUUGCUGUGGGAGGCGGCGGAGGGGAGUGGAAGAGUGAGAAGGAGCACGAGAGUUACGGUGAGGUGGCGUGCAUUUUGAAGAGUGAUGGGGCCCACAUUCCGGAUGUUGUGAACCCGACGCAACUGGCUCGGUGGAUUCAGAUGUGAAGGGACGUAGGGAAACAAUUUAGACGUGGCGUCCUCUUAUUGGUUCAUCCCUUUUAUUUUUUGUUAUUUGUUAAAAAAAGAAAUAGUCCAGGUAGAUCCUCUGUGGAGCAUUGGUGACUGAGUUUGGAGUUGGACUCUCCUUUCCUUAUUAAACAAAAAACAAAAAAUUGAUGAUGAUGAUGAUGAUGAUGAGAAUAAUGAUAUAUAAUCAAAUAUUUCUGAUCUGUAUGUUUUUUUAAUUAGUAUGUUUUGUUAGAGUGGUGGAAUUAAACUAAUUAUAGGAUUAGAGAAUUGGCUCAGGCUGACUUGACUUGACUAUGCGCGUUGGUUAAUUAUUUUUUGUUAUUUUUAUGAAGAAUGAUUUAUGCUUAAUUAUGUUAAUUGUGAAUGUUUUUCAGUUAUUAAGAUAUAACUUAACCCAAAU
Messenger RNA from Cannabis sativa, 1485 nucleotides. RefSeq lists its product as uncharacterized. The transcript has a single exon. Bases 642 to 1061 code for a protein of 139 amino acids. The record is from RefSeq and is a predicted model, not a curated record. NCBI's taxonomy places the organism in Eukaryota, Viridiplantae, Streptophyta, Magnoliopsida, Rosales, Cannabaceae.